Protobothrops mucrosquamatus (brown spotted pit viper) is the source of this 1362-nucleotide messenger RNA. RefSeq names its product glycoprotein-N-acetylgalactosamine 3-beta-galactosyltransferase 1-A-like. Lineage: Eukaryota; Metazoa; Chordata; Lepidosauria; Squamata; Viperidae. The record is from RefSeq and is a predicted model, not a curated record. The transcript is spliced from 3 exons. Gene Ontology annotation, molecular function: N-acetylgalactosaminide beta-1,3-galactosyltransferase activity. The coding region runs from base 44 to 1120 and encodes 358 amino acids. Gene Ontology annotation, cellular component: membrane.
ACGCAUCCUCACUUGCAGUGUUCAUCCCUGACAGCCGGAUGGCAUGGGUGUACUGGGCUCCAAGACUUCCUUUUUGGCUUUCCUCCUAGGCCUCAUUUCUGGUUUUUUUAGCAUCUUCUACCUUGUGCAAAACCUGACAUGGGAAGAAUCCCUGCGUCUUGGCAUCCAGAUGCAGCAUGCCUCCAAGGAUCUAGAAAUCAUGAUUGCUAAAUCAGCUCUUAUCAGUUCUGCACACUUACACCAAACAGGUGGGGACAGCAGCGUGGCAGAUGAACUGUAUGACAAGGUGCGGAUUCUGUGCUGGGUGAUGACAGGACCCCAAAACCUGGAGAAGAAAGCCCGCCAUGUCAACGCCACUUGGGCCCGUCAUUGCAACGUGGUCAUUUUCAUGAGUUCAGCGGAAGACAAAGUCUUUCCCGCUGUAGGACUGGGUACCAAGGAAGGCAGGGACCAGCUCUACUGGAAAACCAUCAGGGCUUUCCAUUACGUGCACCAACAUCACUUUGAGCAGGCCGACUGGUUCCUCAAAGCAGAUGACGAUACCUUUGUGGUGCUUGAAAACCUCCGAUGGCUGCUCUCCAACUACUCCUCCGACAGGCCCAUCUAUUUUGGGAAGCGCUUCCGACCCUUUGCCAAGCAAGGCUAUAUGAGUGGGGGCGGGGGCUACAUCCUGAGCAAGGAGGCCCUGCGUCGCUACAUUGCCGGCUUUGCCACCAAAGUCUGUAGCCACACGUCUUCAGUGGAGGACGUGGCUCUGGGCCAGUGCAUGGAGAAGAUGGGCGUGGAGGCCGGCGACUCCCGGGAUACGAGGCAGAGGGAGACCUUCCACCCUUUUGUGCCUGAGCAGCACUUGACGGGGAAGGUCUCAAAAAGCUCCUGGUACUGGGCUUAUUGCUAUUAUCCUAUUGUGGAGGGACCUCAGUGCUGCUCUGACCUGGCUGUGUCUUUCCACUAUGUGAACUCAGAGUUGAUGUACACCCUGGAAUACCUCACCUACCAUCUGCAUGCUUAUGGUUACCGCUACCGUUACCAGCCACCUUUGCCUGAGAAUGCUGCUCACCUUCAGCCCCACCCACCCUUGGGAGAAGACCCUAAGAGGAGCAGCAACACCACUGAGUAGGGCAAGAUGUAAGGACUGAGUGCAAGUUCAGAGCAAACUCAUCCAGCUGUAGAUAGUGAGGCUUGUCAGUACCUCAAUCCUGCAGGCCUGUAUGGUUUUUAGUGUGUUUUAAAGGAAGUGCCUUUUUCCUGGAAAGAACUGAAAUGAAUAUGCCUUGAGCUCAGAUAAUUUGCUCAUCCCCAAACCUCUGUAAAUGUCCACUAGCCAAGUGAAAGGAUGUUAUUAGAGAAAUUUUUGUUGUU